CUUUAUUCCAUUGAAAACAGUGCCAUGCUUGAACGCAUCCAAUAUGACUGACAUCAAUAGCUAGGGGAGCAACUACACGACAUAGGAGAAGACGCAUGCUGAAAAUUAGGAUGUGCCGAACAACAUUUGGGUUAUUUCUGGUCGUGAGUGUUGGCGUCACUAAAGCUUUUGAAUGCAGCGCAGGGUGCAAUCCGGAAAACGGCUACUGUGAAAAUCCUGGGGAAUGCCGAUGCAGACCAGGCUGGCAUGGUGUAACAUGCAAGCAGUGCAUGCCCUUCCCUGGCUGUCUACAUGGGACCUGUGAGAAAGCAUGGCAGUGCAUCUGUAAAGAGGGCUGGAUGGGGAGCCUGUGUGACCAAGAUACCAACCAGUGUAAAUUGUGCAUUGAUAACUCCACUUGCAUCGAGACUGGCCAUGGAGGAUACCUCUGCAUUUGUCCACCUGGUUACACAGGAGAGAGCUGCCACCUAAAAAAGGAACCAUGUCUAACAAGCGGCUCUCCCUGCCAAAACGGUGGCACCUGCGUCGAUGCCAAUGGCUUGGCAGCCUACCCCUCCUGUGCCUGUCCCCUCGGAUUCACUGGAGACUUCUGUGAGAUUGACACUGACAGCUGUGAUCCCAAUCCCUGCCUCAACGGGGGCAACUGCACUGACCAUGGCCCCGCGUUCACCUGCGCCUGCCCCACGGGCUUCAACGGCCCCACCUGUAACGACACACAUGUGGACACCCUCUUUCCCUGUAGCAGGGCCCCCUGUGGAAACAGGGGCACCUGCGUGGUGGGGAGCCAAACGGAUAGGGCUGGCGCAUACCAUUGUCUGUGCCCCCCAGGGUUCACAUUCAACGGGCAUAAAUGUACGCCUACCCAGCAGCCACACAGGCCCAAAGCCAAACUCAGGCCGGCCAAACUCUCUCCACAACACCACAGCCUACCUGCCCACGCAUUCCAUAAACUACUCAGGCCUCUCGAGAGGGAUCUUCUUAAGAUCACCCUGAAAGAGACGGUUCACGCGCCCUCUGCCGCCAGCCUGGUCACCCGCAGUCAGCUCAUCUGUUUUGGGAUGCUGGGCCUACUCAGCUGCAUGGUGAUCCUGGGAACCACGGGUAUUAUCUUCAUCAACCGCUGCGAGACGUGCAUGGCCAACGCCAAGUACAGCCAGCUGGUUCGCCAGCAGAGAGAGCACUUGUUGAUAGCCAAUAACGGCGACUAUGAGGGAGGCCACUCGGUCAACAUCAUCCUCCCCGAGAAGAUCGAGCUCACCAGAUUUGGGAAACACUACAUGUCCAUCUGACAUUUGGUCUUUUGACUGACCAGUGAGUUUGAGUGUGAAAGAACACCUACCAAACGAAUGGAGGUCAUGGAUUUUAAAGGGAUUUUAAAGGGAAAACUGAGGUUCCCUCUGGGAAAAAUGUAGUUAUUCUGUUCUAAUGUGUUCCACUUUAUAUGGCACUUUCCUCAAAUAAGAGGAUUGAGGACUUAUGCUUGGAUGUACACUACCAGUCAAAAGUUUGGACACACCUACUCAUUCAAGGGUUUUUCUUAAUUUUUACUAUUUU
This is a messenger RNA of Coregonus clupeaformis (lake whitefish), 1554 nucleotides long. Its product is annotated as protein delta homolog 1. The record is from RefSeq and is a predicted model, not a curated record. Gene Ontology annotation, molecular function: calcium ion binding. Gene Ontology annotation, cellular component: plasma membrane; protein-containing complex. The transcript has 6 exons. NCBI's taxonomy places the organism in Eukaryota, Metazoa, Chordata, Actinopteri, Salmoniformes, Salmonidae. Gene Ontology annotation, biological process: establishment or maintenance of epithelial cell apical/basal polarity; heterophilic cell-cell adhesion. Bases 96 to 1289 code for a protein of 397 amino acids.